Molecule: messenger RNA, 381 nt
Organism: Lactuca saligna
Lineage: Eukaryota; Viridiplantae; Streptophyta; Magnoliopsida; Asterales; Asteraceae
Source: the annotation of a GenBank genome assembly
AUGGAGAAAGGAACCUCCAAUUCAUCAAGCACCAAAAGCCCAUCUGAGCCACUGCAACAAGAACAGGCGGCAGAGUGCUUGAAUGAUGAAGAUGUUGGUGUAAGAAGCGAUGUGACUGAGUCGAGCAAUCCACAAUAUGUUGAUCUAUUAGAGAGGGGUGACUCGUCGUAUUUGUUUGAACAAGAUCAGAGUGAUGAGUCUUUAGUGGAAGAAGAUAUGUUGGAGAAGAUGUUUGUAACCCCCGUUAGUGGUUACAUGUUACCAAAGAUCGAAUGUGGUGAUUACCCGGAACAAGAAGUUGUGAAUUCUUCAUAUCUUGAGUUCCUUAGUCAUGGUGAAGAUGAAGAUGAAGACCAACCCUUUGGUCUUUGGUCUUACUAA